Penicillium nucicola is the source of this 1770-nucleotide messenger RNA. RefSeq lists its product as uncharacterized. Gene Ontology annotation, biological process: transmembrane transport. Lineage: Eukaryota; Fungi; Ascomycota; Eurotiomycetes; Eurotiales; Aspergillaceae. The transcript has 5 exons. The record is from RefSeq and is a predicted model, not a curated record. Gene Ontology annotation, molecular function: transmembrane transporter activity. Bases 1 to 1770 code for a protein of 589 amino acids.
AUGGAAAAGGCAACUGCUGUUGACCAGGUCACAGCGACCAGUGGCAUCAACCAUGAUUCCGAGAGAGCCAUGGAGUUGAACGAGGGCAUCAAUCAUCGCUCUGAUGAUAAGGCCAGUCUUUCCGAUGCAGAUUCGGCUGAGUUUCAAGGUGGUGUCCAACGAGUCAGAGCCAUCACUGCAUCUUGGGACAAAAAGACACUGAUACUCAUGUUUGUUCUACUUUAUCUCGUCUCCUUUGUAGAUGCACUUUUGUCUUCAGUCCAGGGUGCUCUGAAUCCCUACAUUACUUCUUCAUUCGACAGUCAUGGCCUACUCCCGGUUGUCAGCGUGGUUUCAACCAUUCUCGGCGGCUCCUCCAAACUUACUCUGGCUAAGAUCAUCGACAUCUGGGGUCGUGUGGAAGGGUUCCUGUUCAUGCUUCUCAUCAUCGUCAUUGGUCUGAUCAUGAAGGCUACGUGUACAAGCAUGGAGAUGUAUACCGCAGCACAUACUCUAUACUGGGUUGGUCACAUCGGUCUAACUUACGUCGUGGAGAUCAUGUUGGCCGACAUGACCACUCUCAGGAACCGUAUGAUUAUGCUUGGUAUCAACGGCACACCUGGUAUUGCUACCACUUUUGCCGGCCCGAGGAUUGCAACUCUGUUCUAUGCCAAUCUCAACUUCCGCUGGGCGUUCGGAGCCUUUUGUAUCAUCUUAGUGGGAGUCUGUAUCCCCGUGGCUGUUGUCAUGCUAUUGAUGCAACGCAAGGCCGAGAAAUCUGGCAUGCUACAAAAGGAGCGUUCUGGGCGCUCAUGGUGGCAGUCUAUUGCCUAUUACUUUGUUCAAUUUGAUGUGAUUGGAAUUAUUUUGAUCACUGCAGUAUUUUCCUUGAUCCUCCUACCUUUCAACAUCGAUUCAUAUGCCCCCAAAGGUUGGGCAAGUGGUUAUAUCAUUGCAAUGGAAGUCAUCGGCGUGGUUUGCGUCCCCACAUUCUACGUCUGGGAAAGAUACUUCUCCCCAGUACAGUUCCUCCCUUGGAAGUAUCUGAAGGAGCCAACAAUUAUUGGCUCAUCGCUUUUGUACGGCAUUAUGUUCAUCUCAACCUUUACAUGGAACACCUACUUCGGUUCCUACCUACAGGUCGUUAAUAGGCUGGACAUUACAACCGCUAAUUAUGUGCUGAAUGCUUACUCCUUGACAUCCUUUAUCUUCAGCCCGAUCUUCGGCUUUCUGAUUCGAUACACCGGAGAAUUCCGAUGGACAGCAAUGGCAGGAAUUCCAAUCUUCUUGCUCGGCACUGCCCUCCUCAUCCCCUAUCGCCAACCGGGCACCGAUAUCGGUACCCUCACAAUGACACAAAUCCUCGUUGGACUGGGCUCCUGUAUCUUCACCGUCUGUGGCCAGAUCGCGAUUAUGGCAACUGUGACCCACCAAGAAGUCGCUGUGGUAAUGGCCAUCUGGGGACUUUUCGGAUCAAUCGGCGCAUCCGUCGGCUCUGCGAUCGCUGGUGGAAUGUGGAACAACAUGCUGGAGAAAGAACUAUACAAUCGACUCCCCGUCGGCAGCAAGAACGAAGCCGCAAGUAUUUACGCCAGUCUGGUGACGCAGAUGUCAUAUGCGGACGGAACCCCAGAGCGGGCCGCCAUUGUGGGCGCUUAUGGUGAUGUUCAGCGGAAGAUGGUUAUUGUUGGAGUUUGCAUCACUCCUCUUUGCAUUGUGUGCACUUGGUUCUGGCGCAAUGUGAAUGUGAAGAAGCUAUUCAAGGAGCAGACUGCUGGAACUAUCUGGUAG